Neoarius graeffei (lesser salmon catfish) is the source of this 1795-nucleotide messenger RNA. It is a transcript of the gene gja12.2, whose product is annotated as gap junction protein alpha 12.2. The record is from RefSeq and is a predicted model, not a curated record. Bases 93 to 800 code for a protein of 235 amino acids. The transcript has 2 exons. Gene Ontology annotation, biological process: cell communication. NCBI's taxonomy places the organism in Eukaryota, Metazoa, Chordata, Actinopteri, Siluriformes, Ariidae. Gene Ontology annotation, cellular component: connexin complex.
GGAAAUUCAGAAAGGAUUUCAGAUCUGCAGACUUGAGAUUUGAAUUCAGUGUAUGCUGUCAAAACUUUGGAGACUUCAGCAGAAUAUAAACCAUGGGAGACUGGGGUUUUCUCUCCAAGUUACUUGACAAAGUGCAGUCGCACUCCACAAACAUCGGGAAGGUGUGGCUGACGGUGCUUUUAAUCUUCCGCAUCAUGGUGCUUGGCGCAGGAAUUGAUAAAGUCUGGGGUGAUGAGCAGUCCAGCAUGGUGUGCAACAUUAUCACACCUGGCUGCAAGAAUGUGUGCUAUGACCACAAUUUCCCGAUCUCUCACAGUCGCUUCUGGGUUCUCCAGAUCAUCUUUGUGAGCCUACCAACACUGGUGUACCUGGGCUAUGUCCUGCAUGUGAUCCACAAAGAAGACAAACUGAGGCUGAUAUAUGCUGAGAAGCGAGGAACCAAACUCCCCAAAUACACAGAUGCCACAGGAAAGCUUCAGUACAAAGGGAACCUCCUGCGCAUCUACAUUACUUGCAUAUUAAUGACCAUUUUGUUUGAAGCAGGCUUCAUCGGUGGUCAGUACUACUUGUACGGCUUUGUGAUGAAACCUAGGCUUAUGUGCAAAGAGAAACCAUGUCCUCUUCCCAUCGAGUGCUUCAUGUCGCGUCCAACCGAGAAGACCAUCUUCAGCAUAUUCAUGCUGGUAGUAGCGUGUAUCUCAUUGUUACUGAAUAUAGCAGAGAUUUUUUAUCUGAUCUGUCGGGCUUCCAGGUAUAAACAGCAUCAAGAUAAAUACGUUACUAAAGAAACACAUUGCUGAAAUCGAAUUAAAAGCAAUCUGGAUUUGCAGGAAAUGACUUAAAACGCACUACUUGGAGAACUAAGGGUGAGACAACACCAAGACAAUAAUAAUAAUAAUAAUAAUAAUAAUAAUAAUAGGCUAACUACUUGAUAUUGCAAAGUGCCAUGAUCUAUUAAAAAAAAAUCCAAGAUACUGCACUGCAUAGUUAUAGUACUUUUAAAAAAAAAAUCAUACUGUCACACCUUUUAAGGAUAACAACACAACAUACUCUGGUGCAACACCUGAAAAGGUCAAUCGUCAAUCAUUUUUAAGUCUAAGACCCUUCUCCUUAUUCUUCGUAAUGAUGGGAAUUCUGAUUCUUUUCAGUGAGUCGAAUUAUUUGUGUCAAGCAAUACUAAUCGAUUCUUUCGACUCCUAAACAGCUUAUUUUCUAAAGUGGACAAAGUUGAGUUGCAUGUUUAUAAAAUAUAUUAAAUAGUGAUAUAAUUACUGAUACUGAUAGACUUUCCUACUACACUUGACGACAUACAAUAUAUCUUCAUCAUACAGCACUGGGAGUUGAACACACAGCUUGUUGCACACUAAUGAACCAACUCAGAUAUUGAAAAGAAGUUUCCAUGGAAGAAUUUUGAUUUAAUUAGAUUUCAUGAUCAUUAUUAUUUAUACCUGCACAAAGAAAAAUAAUGGCUCAGAUAAGUGGCUCUCAAAAUUCACUUAAGAGUGUCGAAUCAAAGAGUUGACUCAUGGAUAAAGGACACCUCUAAUUACUAAUGAAAGUAAUCCUAAUUUUGUUAUAUGUUCUAUUCUAGUCACUACUGUUGAUAUUUUUGUUUUUUUUUAUAUAGUGUUGCUGCUUUCUUGACAUUUACUGAUGUAGAUCAGGAGAAAACAAUGCAUUAUACAUCCAUCUGAGAGUGUUGUAGAAUAAUGAAAUGUACUGUAACUUCAUACCUUUUGUCAAAAUAAUAGUUUAUUUGUUUUUAAAUAAAUAAAAUAAAAACUUUCAACUUCAA